Molecule: messenger RNA, 1125 nt
Organism: Aegilops tauschii subsp. strangulata
Lineage: Eukaryota; Viridiplantae; Streptophyta; Magnoliopsida; Poales; Poaceae
Molecular function (GO): protein binding
Source: RefSeq, a predicted model, not a curated record
AUGGAGGCGCCGGCGUCGCACGCACGUGAUUGGUCCUCUCUCCCGGCGGACGUUCUCGUCCAGAUCCUGGAUCAUCUGCGGUGGUCGAGCCACCCGAGCUUCGGCCUAGUGUGCCGGCAGUGGCAAUCCGCGCGCGCCUUCUCGCCCUUCUACCCCGCGUGGAUCACUCCUCUGCUCCUCAACGCCACCGACGUCGGAGCCACCAACCUGCGCUACUACAGCCCCUACUACCACAAGAACUUCGAGACCGCCUCCACGCUCAGGACGCCCGACGUCAAGAUCGUCUGCGCCACCGGAGAACACCUGGCGCUAUGCUCCGAGGACCUAAUCCUCGACGCCCAGCUCUUGUCCGGCGACGUCCACGAGCUACCGCCGACCAAGAACGCCAUGUUCGACUCCGUUGUCUAUGACGGCGCGCGCACCAUGUUCGGCGUCGACACGCAGUUUGGUAUGCUAGGAAUCGCCCGCUGCAUCCGAGACAACACCGUCGACGCAUGGGGGGACUGGGACUUCGCGAGUUCUGACCAUGACCAACCAAGCUUUUUGACAUCGCAGGAUUGCAACCCGGUACUCCGUGACGGCUUCCUGUAUCUGCUGGGGAAAGAUGGUGCGUUCGCGGUGUACGACGACAGCAGGCACGACGAAGGAUUUAAUAUUCUCGAGAAGCCCCAGAGUUUUAUGUUCGACCACAAACAUAGCUACUUGGCAAAGUCUGAUCGAGGUGAGCUGAUGGCCGUCCUCAUUGGCCAUCGUGGGACGCCCGUCAACGUCGUCAAGCUGAAUGAGCACACGAUGCAGUGGGAGAAAUUGGAAAGCCUAGACGGGAGAGCCUUGUUCACUGGCACCUUGACAACGACGGUGAAGAAGACUAAUAUCAAAUGGAUGCAGAACAAGAUUUUCCUCCCGAGGCUCUAUGAUUGGCCUCAGAACAUACAUGUUGAUCUGGUCCAACGUGAAGAUGAUGUUGCCUUUGUCCCAAAAGAUGGACACGCAUAUACCACGGUGAAGCAUGACGAUUAUGGGACAAAAGUCUGGUCUUAUGAGUUGGGACAGCCUCAAGAGGCAAUGGAGUUUUGGGGGACAGAGAGAGUUAAUUAUGGUAUUUGGGUCGAUUUUAGCACGUAG